Mitosporidium daphniae is the source of this 912-nucleotide messenger RNA. RefSeq lists its product as uncharacterized. Lineage: Eukaryota; Fungi; Microsporidia. The record is from RefSeq and is a predicted model, not a curated record. Bases 1 to 912 code for a protein of 303 amino acids. The transcript has a single exon.
AUGUAUCUAUCUUUUCUUAUAUUUUUUUCGCUUCUUGUAGCAUGUAAAUCGGCGAGUGUUUACGAUGCUACGUUGUCGGUUGAUUCCUCUAGCGGAUGCCCCCUUAUAUCACCUGUGCUUUCAAACAAGGCCCCGUCGGUUUGUGAAUGUGAAAAUUCAAUCGCUCCAAAGAAAGCGGAAGAACCCAUCAAAGAAGAUAAACGGUGUUUUGAGCCGCAACAACGACCGCAACAGCCAUUAAGGCUUCUCACAAUGGUUUCGCGUAUUCCACUACCUACGCAACCUUCUAAUUGCUCUUUGGAACCAAAUAAAGUUCAGUCAGAAACCCCAACUCAACAAUGCGUUUCCGUGGCCCCGCCCCCUGCUGUUGAGCCUUCGCCUUCGGUGGCCUGUGAAGCGCCAGCUAUACCCCAGAAAAUCGUGCAAAAAUCAUGUGCUUGUGUCUCUGUGGUCCCGGAACCAGUGCAAACAACUUGCUGUACCAAGGGAAAGGUAUUUCUGCGUCGUGGGCAGACGGGAAAGAUCAUUACAAAGGCCAACCACAUUGCACCGAUUGAAAGAGUUUCUGUUGUUUAUGAGGUUGCCACACUGGCUGUCCCAACCACGUUUAGUGUUGUUCGUACAGAUUAUGUUCCGUUGACGCAAACCAAAACCAACGUUCAAACCUUUGCUUGGACAACGUUUGUGGUUGAUGAGGAAGUGGGAUGUCCCCUACCCCCUUCGACUUGCCCCAAACCAACAGCUUCAAUAUACCCAGCUGCCAAUCUCCCGAGCUUUUCUUCUGUUUCGUCCUCUAUCAAGGAUGUCAAGGAAUGUCAGUUGGCUACCCUGUGCAAAAAGAGGAAAUCAAGAGCAGCUCAAACGACUACGGUGUCAAGUGACAUUAUCGACGACGACACAAGUUUUAAUUAA